This is a messenger RNA of Closterium sp. NIES-65, 1068 nucleotides long. The record is from the annotation of a GenBank genome assembly. Lineage: Eukaryota; Viridiplantae; Streptophyta; Zygnematophyceae; Desmidiales; Closteriaceae.
AUGUCCAACCAAACAAUCGAAUCCAUAUCUCUCUCUCUCUCUCUCUCUCUCUCUCUCUCUCUCUCUCUCUCUCUCUCUCUCUCUCUCUCUCUCUCUCUCUCUCUCUCUCUCUCUCUCUCUCUCUCUCUCUCUCUCUCUCUCUCUCUCUCUCUCUCUCUCUCUCUCUCUCUCUCUCUCUCUCUCUCUCUCUCUCUCUCUCUCUCUCUCUCUCUCUCUCUCUCUCUCUCUCUCUCUCUCUCUCUCUCUCUCUCUCUCUCUCUCUCUCUCUCUCUCUCUCUCUCUCUCUCUCUCUCUCUCUCUCUCUCUCUCUCUCUCUCUCUCUCUCUCUCUCUCUCUCUCUCUCUCUCUCUCUCUCUCUCUCUCUCUCUCUCUCUCUCUCUCUCUCUCUCUCUCUCUCUCUCUCUCUCUCUCUCUCUCUCUCUCUCUCUCUCUCUCUCUCUCUCUCUCUCCGGCCAAUAUCAUAGACACUCAAAUUGGCCCCUCUCUCUCUCUCUCUCUCUCUCUCUCUCUCUCUCUCUCUCUCUCUCUCUCUCUCUCUCUCUCUCUCUCUCUCUCUCUCUCUCUCUCUCUCUCUCUCUCUCUCUCUCUCUCUCUCUCUCUCUCUCUCUCUCUCUCUCUCUCUCUGUCUCUCUGUCUCUCUCUCUCUCUCUCUCUCUCUCUCUCUCUCUCUCUCUCUCUCUCUCUCUCUCUCUCUCUCUCUCUCUCUCUCUCUCUCUCUCUCUCUCUCUCUCUCUCUCUCUCUCUCUCUCUCUCUCUCUCUCUCUCUCUCUCUCUCUCUCUCUCUCUCUCUCUCUCUCUCUCUCUCUCUCUCUCUCUCUCUCUCUCUCUCUCUCUCUCUCUCUCUCUCUCUCUCUCUCUCUCUCUCUCGCCGCCUCCCCUCCGCUCCGCACACUCGCCAAACCCAAACCCUCCGCAAGUGGUCUCGUCUUGAUCAGCCUCGAAUGCCCUCAUUCUGGCGGCUGCCCUGAUGAGUUCCCUCGAAACUCGGACCCCGCAGACCCUCCUCGGACACCGACCUCCGUAUUCCCCCCACCCGUCAUCAUCCACCCCUCCUUAUUCCCCCAAUAG